Messenger RNA from Ctenocephalides felis (cat flea), 744 nucleotides. Its product is annotated as testis-expressed protein 47-like. The transcript is spliced from 6 exons. The record is from RefSeq and is a predicted model, not a curated record. Bases 1 to 744 code for a protein of 247 amino acids. NCBI's taxonomy places the organism in Eukaryota, Metazoa, Arthropoda, Insecta, Siphonaptera, Pulicidae.
AUGCAAACAGACAUUAGUAAAAAUAGAAGAUCACUGUAUAAUGUGGUUUUGGAAAACUUGACAGAGGCCCAACGGAAUACUCCUCUACAUCGAAUGUUUUACGCCGCAGAGCACUUCUUAACCGAUGAUCGAAAGAAACUGAAAGAAUUAGUCGAAGAAACAAUUGAUGCAUUCAACAGAGGCUACAACGACGACGUUUUGACCGGUCUGUUUCUGCACUAUGAAAACCACUUUGUGCAUAUGGUUGAGGGAAGCGAAGAAGGAAUAACAAAACACUUGGAACUGCUGAUGAAGACGAAUGAGAAAAGUGAGUUUAUUGGAAAGGCCAAGAUCCUAAUGUUCUACCAUCAUAUAACACAGCGAUUUUUUCCACGAUGGAUAUCAGUUGCCGGUAGACCACCUACACUUAUCGCAAAACCAAAUCCUUCCUGCGAUACAGAACAACUUGGAAAUCACGUCCUGACCGUAUUUUCGAAAAUGUACAAUCUAGCUGGAUAUUUUCGGGAAUGUCUCGAAAAGUCUGCAGAAGAAUUAAGAGACGCAAUUAGUACCGUAUCAGAAAAAUGUUCUUCAUUUUUGCCAGAAAUAGUAUUGAUAGAAUUUUUAUUGGAUCAUGACGAUAUUCCUGAACUGAGAGAGCAUGCAGGGCUCUAUAAAAUAAUAGAUUUUCCGAAGUCUUUCGAAGAAUCUGUGUGGCCUAUUCCAACUGACUUUGUGCCAUAUAAUGUAUUUGAAGGACAAUGA